Portunus trituberculatus (swimming crab) is the source of this 1258-nucleotide messenger RNA. RefSeq lists its product as uncharacterized. Lineage: Eukaryota; Metazoa; Arthropoda; Malacostraca; Decapoda; Portunidae. Bases 1 to 750 code for a protein of 249 amino acids. The transcript is spliced from 6 exons. The record is from RefSeq and is a predicted model, not a curated record.
AUGGUGUUCCUGCCUCACCAUGUGCACAAGAAAGAGUCCACCUCUCGCGGUCUGAGCAGUGUGUGUUUGGUGCCGCAGUACAGGAGAUCCAGAUUCUGUGGCUACGUCUUCAUAUGGGACAAGGCUGAACAUGAUGUGGCGGCCGAGACGGAGGGGUGGCGCACCACACUGCGGGAGGAGAUCGUUGCUCUCCACCAGAAAGGCGAGGCCUACACCAUCCUCUCUCUUGUCUCCACCUUCACGGAAAACAAGACCCGCCCUUGGGAUCCACUGCUGCUCUGGGUGCAGCCUCAACCAUGCUGCCUCUCUGCCUUGGCCGCCCACGUCAGGGCCGCCAACAUCUCUGCUCUGGUAUCGGUUGGCUGCGGCACUGGUCUGCUAGAGUGGCUUAUUCAGGCCAUCACAGGUCUUUCUGUCGUGGGUUAUGAAGUGAACGCCAGUUGGUGGACCUCCAAGUACGCCCCGCCGACGUUCAUUCCGCUGACCUUCGUUGACCAGGAAGCCCCUCCUCCCAAAGUACCGCACACUCAUGCCCUGAUGUGCUGCUACUUCAAUAACGCCAAAGUGUUUCGGCAAUACGUGUCAGCCUACGAGGGUCCCGUGCUGCUCAUCAUCGGGGCCACAUCUGGAGACCGCCACACUGAUCCCCACCCGCUGGACUAUGUGGACAGAGACACAUGGCGCCUCACACUCACUCACAGGAUCUCCACUCACGACCUCCUGGCAGGCUACCACCGGCAAACUAGAUAGACUAUUAUAUGUUUAUAAAAGAUAUCAUGAUGUGCUUACCGCCACCACACACAACCCACACAAUAGGCCCACCACACUCUUGAAAACUCAGAAGCAGCUCAGCCUGGCAUGACAUGGCACCAGCGUUAAUGAGCAUUCUCCCGAGUGGAUACAGCUUGUGGCAUGGGUUAAAUUUGUAGCGUCCGGUUAAUAAAAAAGAAAAUAUUGAUGUUCUAAGGGUUUAUUGCUAACUUCAUCCGAUUUUCAAUGUGAACAUUUUUUUUUCUUUUUGAUAUUCAGUAUGACGGCCAAUAAUGCCAAGGCGUCAGGUAUUCCUCCUGCUUGUGAAAAAUAAGAAGUCAUUAAAAUAGCACGGUGAAUUAAAAUGUUUGGAAUAAAUGUCACUCCUGACUGCUCUGAUCGCUUGAUAUUUACUGGUAAAAUGUUUUCCUCGCAGCAGAUAUUUUUAUCCAUCACUACUCGUGCAAAAUUCAAUAGUAGAUAGAACUGCAGUUAAAACACUUAUAGG